This is a messenger RNA of Salpingoeca rosetta, 1398 nucleotides long. RefSeq lists its product as uncharacterized. The transcript is spliced from 10 exons. The coding region runs from base 81 to 1115 and encodes 344 amino acids. The record is from RefSeq and is a predicted model, not a curated record. NCBI's taxonomy places the organism in Eukaryota, Choanoflagellata, Craspedida, Salpingoecidae.
CGACACACGACAUACAGAGAUAUACACGGAUACAGCCAUCGUCUUUUUGCGGAACAGCAAGCAGCGCCUUGUUCCUCAGCAUGUUUGUGAGCGCGAUGCUCAAAGGCGCCUGGCAACGGGCAGUGACAACAGCAACGCAAGCUGCACACACCAUGGUUGAUUCCCUGCUGAAGCCAGUGGAGGAUGAAUCAGAGGCAGUACCUCGCUUUCACUUGUCACGCGCAGAACAUGAAUUCCUCAAUGACAUGCUCCAGUGCAGCACCUCUCCAACGCGUCAAUUGUAUGCGGCAGCCGUCUUGCGACUCAGGGAACGCUUCAACUGUGAAGACCUCAAGGACAGGUUACGCGAGCUGAAAGGCCCAGAGCGGCUGGAAGGCUGGCAGCGGCUGUACGGCAUGGUGUGGGCGCGGUUGUGGUCCCUGAUCGUCACGUGCUCCAUCCUUCGCAUCAUCACAGAGGUGCAGGCGAGCAUACUCGCAGCCUCCAUGUAUCGGCAGCCGGCUGGAGCUCGGAGCCUGCAGGAUAUGACCGCGCACCUGGCUGCAAUGUACACGCAUGUGCUCGACGAAGGGCUCGUCCCCAUCUCCGACAUCACGAGUGCUGCGCUCGCAUCCCACACCUCUGCUGUAUCAGUGACGCAGCGGCAGCGGCACGAGGACACCACCGCCGCUGUCACCACCAUGGUCGCCGCCCUCGCUGCAGACGACACCAUCACUCAACUGUGUGAGUGCAUUGUUUCCACACUCCAGAGCGUGGAGGCGUCAUCAUCACCAUCAUCACCAUCAUCAUCAUCAUCGUCAUCGUCAUCAUCGUCAUCAUCUGUGCCGGAUGAUGGCAGUCCGGUUGAGUUCGUGGUUCGUCCAACCAUCGACGUCGUCACCUCCUCCCUUUUUGCAAAGUGUCUCGGCGCCGUCUUGAGCGAUGCUGCGGCCACUGUCACCCACGACCUGACACUCGCCACAGAUCACGACAGAGAGGUUGUGGUGGUGAACACGGUGCCGUCCGUUGCGGCGCUCUCAUUAACAUCGGACGUGAUGGCGCGAACACACGCUGCUGCGCCCAUACACACCCUCUGCACCGUCGUCUUCCGCUCCCUUCUCGCCCAACGUGCGUGAGAAGACAAGAGUCAAGGAGACCUCUCUCUUCACACGCAUGAUUACUCUUGGUCUUCUCUCCCCAUCACACACACACGCACACGCACACACACACACACACACACAUACACGAACUGCUCCUUGUUCUUCUUCUUCUUCGCCUUACUCCUCCUGGUAUGCCCAGUUUGGUUUGCUUCCGCAAGUCCCCCCUUCCCCCCUUCCCUUCCACUUCUUGCUGUCCUUUUCCGCAGUCAUGUACACACCGUUGAUUAUAAUUGCAGUUACAAACCAGAACCCCGAGGGC